Molecule: messenger RNA, 1149 nt
Organism: Vicia villosa (hairy vetch)
Lineage: Eukaryota; Viridiplantae; Streptophyta; Magnoliopsida; Fabales; Fabaceae
Product: NAD(P)H-dependent 6'-deoxychalcone synthase-like
Exons: 3
Coding region: 70-1020 (316 amino acids)
Cellular component (GO): cytosol
Molecular function (GO): aldose reductase (NADPH) activity
Source: RefSeq, a predicted model, not a curated record
CUUAUCAUUUUCUUGCUUUUAUAUAAAGAGAGAGAACCAAACACACCAUUAGCUUCGAUCAUCAUCACCAUGUCUUCUUCCAAAAUCCCUCACCUUGUGUUGAAAUCAUCCUCCAACCAACGCAAUAUACCAUUCAUAGGAUUUGGUACUGCAGCUGUAACCAAUAACGAUGGAGAACUCACAAAAACAGCUGUAAUCGAAGCUAUCAAAUCGGGUUACAGACACUUUGACACAGCGUCAAUCUAUGGUUCUGAACAGGCUUUAGGAGAAGCCAUACAAGAAGCACUUCAACUUGGUCUUAUUCAAUCCAGAGAUGAACUCUUCAUCACCUCCAAACUCUGGUUGACAGAUAAUUUUCCCAAUCUUGUUCUUCCGGCCCUUCGGAAAUCACUUCAGACGCUGAAAUUAGAAUAUUUGGAUCUUUAUUUGAUCCAUUGGCCAGUGAGUGUGAAACCUGGAAAUUGGGAAUUGCCAUAUGGUGAAGAGUUAAUAACCACACUUGACUUAAAAGGGGUGUGGAUAGCAAUGGAAGAAUGCCAGAAACUAGGCCUAACGAAAUCUAUAGGAGUCAGCAACUUCUCUUGCAAGAAACUUGAUGAUCUACUCUCUUUUGCUACCAUUCCGCCUUCCGUCAAUCAAGUGGAGAUGAAUCCUGUUUGGCAUCAGAAGAAGCUAAAAGAAUACUGUGAAGCAAAGGGUAUAAUUAUAACUGCAUUCUCUCCUUUAGGAGCCAAAGGGGCCAGUUGGGGCUCUAAUGAAGUUAUGGACAGUGAAAUACUCAAGGAAAUUGCUGAAAAACAUGGAAAAACUGUUGCUCAGGUAUGUCUUAGAUGGUUGUAUGAGCAAGGGGUGAGUAUGGCUGUGAAGAGCUAUAACAAGGAUAGAAUGAAGCAAAACUUGGAGAUAUUUGAUUGGUCACUUACAAGAGAUGACCAUGAAAAGAUUGAUAAAAUCAAACAGAUUCGUGUUAACAAUGGGCCAUUUUCUUUCAUUCCUAACAUUUGGGAUGGAGAAACGUAAGCCUUAUAUUGGGUUCUGUCCAAUGUCUCUUUUGCAAUAAAUGACUGUAUUUUGAAGUUUAUAUUUUAAAAACUCUUGUAAUAAAUGUUGUAUUUGUAGUUAUGAAUUUGAAAAAGCUCUUUAAUCUCA